CUCUUUCACGACCCACUCCUCUCCCUCCCCUUCCACUCGCUCAUCUCCUCAUUCUCCUCAUCUCAUCCGCUCUCAUCACCCGAGGCAGGCGGAUCGCCGGUUCGUCCGUCCCGAUCGGGUUCCUGGGGAGAGAGAGAUGGAGCAGUCUUUCAUCAUGAUCAAGCCCGACGGCGUCCAGAGGGGCCUGAUUGGAGACAUCAUCAGCCGGUUUGAGAAGAAAGGAUUCUACCUGAAGGGGAUGAAGUUUCUGAAUGUGGAGAGGUCCUUUGCGCAGCAGCACUACGCUGAACUUGCUGACAAGCCCUUCUUUCCUGGGUUGGUGGAGUACAUCAUCUCUGGCCCUGUUGUUGCCAUGGUUUGGGAAGGGAAGGAUGUUGUUGCAACUGGCCGCAGGAUCAUUGGGGCCACUAGGCCUUGGGAGGCAGCCCCUGGCACCAUCCGUGCUGACUAUGCUGUGGAAGUUGGCAGGAACGUCAUCCAUGGGAGCGAUUCAGUGGACAACGCAAAGAAGGAGAUCGCCCUGUGGUUCCCCGAAGGCGUGGCCGAGUGGAGGAGCAACCUGCACCCUUGGAUCUACGAGUCUUAGAGAGCUUCGCGGCUAGCAUCACAUCACCUCUUGUUGGUGACUGGUUCCCUCUCUCUAAAUACUCUCUUCUUGUUGGCUCUGCACUGCACUGCACUGCAUUGCCCCUUUUGUGAGUCACCGUCGUUAUAAUUGUGAUUUUGUGUGUGGUACACAAAUCACAGACGCAGUUAAAAAAUGUGCCUACCUGAACCUGUAUGGGCGUAUUGGCGUUUAAAGUUUCUGGGUCGUAUGUGAUCUGAAGAAUAAUAAUACAUCUUUUUUUUCCUGUGCUUUA
This is a messenger RNA of Oryza brachyantha (malo sina), 860 nucleotides long. RefSeq names its product nucleoside diphosphate kinase 1. Gene Ontology annotation, biological process: GTP biosynthetic process; UTP biosynthetic process; CTP biosynthetic process. The record is from RefSeq and is a predicted model, not a curated record. The coding region runs from base 137 to 586 and encodes 149 amino acids. NCBI's taxonomy places the organism in Eukaryota, Viridiplantae, Streptophyta, Magnoliopsida, Poales, Poaceae. The transcript has 4 exons. Gene Ontology annotation, molecular function: nucleoside diphosphate kinase activity.